AAGUGAUAGAUUACUUGAGAAUCUGUCUGUGGCAUAAGUUCUCCUUGCUCGCGGCAGCAUUGGGAGGAAAAAAUCCGAUCCUGGCGUCGAAAGGAUAAAUUCCUAGGUUGAUUUGCUACAGUACAUAGUACUGUAACGACUUGGCGCGGACAAGGACUGCUGGAGGAGGCGAAAAUGAUGCAUCAGCAACCCAUGAUGGUUGGAGAAAUGAUACCGGUACACUCUGACAUACCCGUGCAUACUGAGGAAAUGAACAAUGUGGGCUACGAUAACAGUGGCUCAUAUGCCUACGAUGACCUGUUUCCGGCUCUGCCGCACUCUCAACCCCCUGUGCAACGUAAUAUUCAACAAGUUACUAACAAGAUGAGAGUUGGCUCUUCACUGCAUACCCAGGUGUUCCAUGUGCCAUAUGAGGAAAGAAAACUUGAUAAUGCUAAUACUUUUGGUGAGGGUGAGUCUUUGAGAACCUGUCAGGCCAUUACUAAAGACACUGGAGCACAUAUUGAGAUAUCAACUAGCAAAGAUGGAAGUCUGACUUUCCUUAUCACCGGAAAGCAUAGUGCGGUACUGGAUGCUAGGCGACAAAUUCUAACUCAUUUCCAACAACAGGCAAGCAAACAAAUAAACAUCCCCAAAGAGCAUUACCGCUGGAUCCUGGGAAAACAAGGCCAGAAACUUAAAGAAUUGGAAAAAGUGACUGCAACAAAGAUAAGCGUACCCAGUAUCUCUGAUAACAGUGAGAUAAUCACAAUUACCGGCACUAAGGAAGGUAUUGAAAAAGCUGAACAUGAAAUAAGAGUUUGCUCCGAAGAACAGUCACGUAAGGCAUUGGAACGUAUAACUGUACCGAAGAUCUACCAUCCAUUCAUCCAAGGACCAUUUGGUGAGCGCGCGCAGGCUUUGAGUGCGGAGACCGGGGCUCGCAUUCAUAUACCACCCACAUCCACUCAAAGCGAUGAAAUUGUUAUUGCCGGAGAAAAGAACGGAGUUCUGGCUGCUAAGACCCAAAUUGAACAAAUCUAUCAAGAAAUGGUCAGUAAAUGUUCAACUGUGCGAGUGGAGGUUCCGAAAUCUCAGCAUAAAUAUGUCAUUGGAGCUAGAGGAACAACCAUACAAGAGAUCUUAAGGGAAACUGGUGUGUCUGUCGAAAUGCCUCCUCCUGAUUCGCCUACUGGAACUAUUACUUUACAUGGACCCCAUAACAAGAUUGGAAUUGCGUUAUCAAUGGUUUGCGAUAAAGCCAACUCGGUGAAAACAGCAACGGUUGAUGCGCCAACAUGGAUUCAUAAAUACAUAAUUGGAAAGAAUGGGUCUAACAUUAAAAAGAUAACUCAGGACUUAUCAAAGGUCCAUGUUGACAUAACGCAUUCUGAAGAUAAGGUUAAAAUCGAUGGUCCCCCGGAAGAAGUGGAGAGAGCUCAAGUGGAGCUGGACGACUUUGUGAAGAACCUACUUGCUACCCUUACUUAUGUUGAACUUUCUGUUGAUCCUAAAUUUUUCAAACACAUAAUCGGCAAAAAUGGAACUAACAUUAAUAGACUGAAGGAUGAGACUGGUGUAGUUAUUAAUAUUAUCGAAAACGAAGGCAAUAACGUUAUUCGUAUCGAAGGUAGCCAUAAGGGUGUCGAAGACGCCGAAAGGGAACUGAGGGAAAUGGUGAUGAAACUAGAGAACGAAAGGAAUAAAGAAGUUUAUGUAGAUCAUAGAUACAUAAAAUCGCUGAUCGGUGUUAGGGGAGAUAAGAUCAAGGAAAUUCGCGAUAAGUUUGACCGCGUACUUAUAACUCUGCCCGACCAGGGUCAGAAGAGAAGCCCUAUCAAAUUAAGGGGACCACAGGAAGACAUUGAGAAGUGUGAAAAGUACUUACACAAGGUGAUCAAAGAGAUUGCGGAGUCGUCGUAUGUGCAGGAAGUGCCUAUUUUCAAACAGUUCCAUAAGUUUAUUAUUGGCAAAGGUGGCGUGAAUUUGAGAAAGAUUAGAGAUGAAACGCAAACCGUCAUCGAUCUCCCGGCGGAGGGUGACGACAGUGAUGUUAUUACUGUGCGAGGGAAACGCGAUAAUGUGGAAGAAGCUGUGCGUAGGAUCCAACAGAUCCAUAGUGAAAAGGCUAAUAUAGUCACGGAAGAGGUGACUAUCGCUCCCAAGCAUUACAACUCCUUAAUCGGAACAGGUGGCAAGUUGAUCCAUUCUAUUAUGGAGGAGUGUGGAGGUGUAUUGAUUAAAUUCCCUUCCACGGACAGCGAUAGCGACAAAGUCGUUAUCAAGGGACCUAUUGAGGAUGUUGAGAAAGCCAAAGUGCAACUCUUGGCACACGCCUCCGAACGCGAGCUCACCUCGCACACAGCCACCGUCCGCGCCAAGCCUGAACAUCACAAGUUCCUUAUCGGAAAGAAUGGAACCAACAUUAAAAAGAUUCGAGAGCAAACCGGAGCUAGAAUCGUUUUCCCGACUGAUAAGGAUGAGGACAAAGAAGCUAUCUUCAUUAUAGGUCGCGAGGAGCAAGUGUCGCAGGCGCGCAAGCAGCUGGAGGCGGCGGUGGCGGAGAUCAGCAACGUGUCGGAGGGCGAGAUGGCGGUGCCGCCGCGCCACCACCGGCACUUCGUGGCGCGCCGCGGCGAGGUGCUGCGCCGCAUCGCCGACGACUGCGGCGGCGUGCAGAUCUCCUUCCCGCGACAGGGCGUCAACAGCGACCGCGUCGUGCUCAAGGGGCCCAAGGACUGCAUCGAGGCGGCUAAAGUGCGCAUCAACGAGAUCAUUGAAGAUUUGGAGGCAAAGGUGACAAUAGAGUGUGUGAUAUCACAAAAGCACCAUCGCACCGUGAUGGGCGCCCGGGGCUCCAAGGUGAAGGACAUCACCGCGGAGUUCGACGUCCAGAUCAAGUUCCCGGAGCGCGACAACGCGGAGGCAGCUGACGUGCCGGUGCGGGCGGAGGACGCGGAGCCCGGCGCUAACGACAUCAUCAGAAUUACUGGUCGCCCAGAGAACUGUGAGGCUGCAAAGAAAGCACUAUUGGAUCAGGUCCCGAUAACAAUAGAUGUGGAUGUGCCUUUUGAAUUGCAUAAACUUCUCGCUGGCCAGAAGAGGCGUGAGUUGAUGCAAACUUAUGAUGUUCAUAUCCUGAUGCCUCCCAUUGAGGAGACCUCUGAUCAGGUCAAGGUGACUGGAACUCCAGCUAAUGUGGAAAAAGCCAAACAAGCUCUUUCCGAAAAAAUUGUCGAGAUGGAGAAAGAAAAGGAAGAUCGACUUCUCAGGUCAUUCGAGUUGAAAUUCAAAGUGGAUCCUGAAUACCAUCCUUUGGUCAUUGGGAAGGGUGGGUCAGUGAUCACGAAGAUCCGCACCGAUUAUGGAGUACAAAUCAACUUGCCCAAGCGCGGGGACCCCGAUGAUGAUAUCAUCACCAUCCAGGGCUAUGAGGACAAGGCGCAGCAGGCCAAGGAUGCCAUUAUGGCUAUUGUGCAUCAACUUGNCAACCAAUACCGUGAUGAAGUUGAUAUUGACCCGCGCGUACACAGACGGCUUAUCGGUCUCAAGGGGAAGAAUAUCAGGCGUAUCAUGGACGAGUUCAAGGUGGACAUCCGCUUCCCCAAGCACGGCGAUGAGAGCAUCGUCGUCAUCACCGGCGACGAGGACAACGUGCUCGACGCCAAGGACCAUCUGCUGAAUCUGGCAGAGGAAUAU
Papilio polytes (common Mormon) is the source of this 3678-nucleotide messenger RNA. RefSeq names its product vigilin (gene Dp1). Gene Ontology annotation, molecular function: mRNA binding. Gene Ontology annotation, cellular component: cytoplasm; nucleus. NCBI's taxonomy places the organism in Eukaryota, Metazoa, Arthropoda, Insecta, Lepidoptera, Papilionidae. The record is from RefSeq and is a predicted model, not a curated record.